This is a messenger RNA of Phaedon cochleariae (mustard beetle), 1893 nucleotides long. NCBI's taxonomy places the organism in Eukaryota, Metazoa, Arthropoda, Insecta, Coleoptera, Chrysomelidae. The record is from the annotation of a GenBank genome assembly.
AUGGCAAAAAAUUCUCAGGAUGUUGUGUUUGAGGGAUGGUUAACAAAAUCACCACCUACUAAAAGGAUAUGGAGAGCAAGGUGGAGAAAAAGAUGGUUUUUGUUGACACAUUCUGGGGAACUCCCAGGACAAUAUAUCCUUACAUAUUAUACUGAUAGGAAUUGUAGAAAACUGAAGGGGAUCAUUGAUUUGGAUCAUUGUGAACAAGUGGAUUUAGGGCUGAAACUGGAUGAAAGAAAGUUGAAGUUUGAUCAUGUUUUUGAUAUAAAAACGCCCACACGUACUUAUUAUUUGGCUGCAGAAACAGAAAAUGAAAUGAGGUCCUGGGUAUCUUGUAUAUGUAGGGUUUGUGGUUUGAAGUCAACUAAUGAAGAUGAGGAUGUUUCAGUUGCCUGUUCAGAUGUAGAGAUAACUGAAGAGCAUCCAGAAACAAAAAGAAUGACUCUAAUGAACAAUUUCAGUGACACCCCUCCUGUGUCCCCAGUCAGUCCUAGUCCUUAUAUACCUGUAUCUGAAUGUAUUACAGGAAAAUCUAUUUUUGACUCAAGGGAUUUUCGAAGCCUUCUAGAUCACAAUUUAAGAAACACACUUCCAACGAAUCACGCUCGCGAAAGUUACGAACUGCCCCAACAAAACUACAUGAACUACAUGAACCUUCCUGAUCCGAGGUUCUACGACUGUCCCAGAAAACUGGCACCGUCGGGACAGAAACAUGACGACGACGAAAAGAAUCACUCGCCUUUACAGAGUCCCACGGACUCCGAUAGCGUCUUCAACGAUGACGACUGGAUGAAUAAUACAAAUAUUUCAGCAGAAAUGAACAAUUCGAAACAUACGAGACCUUCCGAUAGUUCCGCCGAUGGUGAGCUCAUCGCUACCAAAAAGUUCGUCAAGGUCAUAGAGAGGGAGGGGAAACCGGCCGUCGCUCCUCCGCCAAGGCCGCCGAAACCGUCUCAUAUCGUACCUGCACCUUGUUACCUGAACCUUACACCUUCGAAUGCAGGCAAAGAGGCAGAAGAAACCAACGAUUCUGGCCUCAACGAUUCUCAGCCCAAAGUGCUGACGGAUGAAACCUACGAUUUCCCGCGUUCGCAUCACAUCGAGAGCGAGGCGACAUUGAAAAGGAAGCACUGUUAUAACAAUGCUGCGCCGGUACCAUGCGCAGAUGGAACGGUCUUCAGAUAUGAUAUUUCUCCGAAGGCCGGCACAAGUACAGAGGUGUUCCGCUACGACUUCGAGGAGCAUCAGGCCCACCCCGAGCCGCCCUCGCCUGCCCACUCGCACUCCUCCUCGGCGCCCGCCUACUCGAACCUGCCCAGCCCGGCGCCGUUGAACGCGCCUGCGCUGCCCCCGAUGCCGCCGCCCGCCGUCAACAGAGAGCUGAAGCCGAGAAGGAAGCUGAGCGACUCGCUGUCGACGGCCUCGAAUCCGGAGCCGUCGUCGCCCAGGCACGCGCCUGCGCCGUCUGUGGAUAGGAAGCUGAAGCCGCCGACGCCGCUGCAGGAGGCGCACAUGAGGAAGCACUUCAACGUGGACGAAGACCACCGCAAGAUAAGGGCCGCCCCCAGCCCUACCCCGCCCAGUAUCGGUCGUUCGCACGACAGCCUCCUGUCGCAGAACGACUCCGAACAGGCCUACCACUAUCUGGCCGGCAAAAUGCAAUAUCUCGACCUCGACCUGGAGAAUUCCACUUCCGGCUUCGCCAGCAACAGUACAAAGAGCCUGCCCAAACAGCAGGAGGACACGGUGUACAAGAAGGUCGAUUUCAUGAAGACGCAAGCUUUCAAUAUCACCAUAAUGAAUUUAUUCCAUACAUUUCCACCAUACUGUAUAAUCCCUUGACAAUCGGGUUCUCCCUAAUUCCUUGCAAUUUUACAUAAUUCCUUGUGAAUG